AUGGAGCUCGACCAAGAUGGCAAGACCGCGCAUUCGACGCCGCCCAAUGCCUCUGAUGUCGACAGCAAGGCGACUGAACGCGACUCGCUCGUGACGGUUCGCCUGUCGGAGCCGUCGGAGCCGUCGUCGCCUACGCUCACGGCCACUCCCAAGCCAGCUCCCGUCAGGACGCUCACGGGACAAACAGUUACCGCCGACAUGCCCCCACCGACACCGAGCACCAUAACCGAUGAUAGCGAUUCCGAAAUCUUUGAACCAGCCAGGCGGCAGUUGAAUACUAUUCCGAGGGAGAUUGGGAAGACGGGCGAGGAAGGCCAGCGCGAGUCGUGGCCGAGCGAAGAGGAGGAUGAGGCGGUUGAUUGGGAGGGUCUGCAGAAGAAGGAGGAUAUGGAGAGUAAGACGCAGAGGCUGGAUCAUUCUACCGCUUCGCUGCUGGCCAAGCUGGAGCAGGAAAACGAAAAGAUCGCCAAGGCAAAGGCCAAUAAGCCCAUUGACAAGCGUCUCCCCCGCGACGGACAGCCGCGCCCGCCGUCAAUGGCCCAGCUGCGCCGGCUGGUCAACGGACCACAGCCCCCAGCGCUGCGCUACUCGACCCUGCCACCGACACCUAUGACCGAGCUCGAUUUCUAUCUGGCCCUCGUGAAGGAUCCCAAGCAGACAGCGGCGCGCCUGCCGACCCUACUCACAAAUAAGAUUCGCCGAGGUAUUCCCCCGCCGCUGCGCGGUGUCGUGUGGGAGAGCAUGGCCGGCGCUCGGGAUCCCGACCUGCAGGAGGUUUUCAUGCGCCUGUCUGGCGAAUCGAGCCCAUACGAGUGUGUCAUUAGCAAGGACCUCGGCCGCACAUUCCCUGGUGUCGAAAUGUUCCGCGACCCGGACGGCGACGGCCAGCGGAUGCUGGGCCGCGUGCUGAAGUGCUUCAGUCUCUACGACAAGGAGAUCGGGUAUUGCCAGGGUCUGGCGUUCCUGGUUGCGCCGCUGCUGAUGCACAUGCCGGAUAAGCAGGCGUUUUGCGUCUUGGUGAAGCUGUUCCAGGACGACGAUCUUCGCCAGUGCUUCGUACCCGACCUGGCGGGCCUGAAGAAGAUCAUCUUCCAGUUUCGAGAGCUGCUCAAGGAGGUGCUUCCAGCGGUUGCUACACACCUGGAGGAGCAUCACGUCGAGCUGGCGGUGCUCUCGCAGUGGUUUCUGGGCGUCUUUGGCGUGACCUGCCCCCUGCCCAUGCUGUUUCGCAUCUACGACGUGAUUUUUGCCGAAGGCUACCUCCUCACCGUCAUGCGGGUAUCGCUGUCGCUUAUGCAAAAGAAUCAGGCGCGCAUCCUGGCCUGCAGCGAGAUGGAAGACGUGGUGCGCCUGCUGCUGUCGCGCGGGCUGUGGGAUUGUUACGGCUACAACGCUGACGCCUUUGUCAAUGACUUCACGUCUUUGUCGGACAUCGUGACCAAGGAUCGGCUGGCCGCCUUGGAGCAAGGGUACCGAGAGAGCUCGGCAGCCAAUCCUCGCGGCUUUACGGAUGCGGCACAAGCCAGCGCAUCCCGCUUCUUGGGUCGCCUGUGGUCUGCGGGCACGGCUGCCCUGACGCCGAAAUCUGGCGCCACAUUUGCGACACCAACAACGUCAACUCCACCUGCCACCUCCCUGAAGAACGGCGCUAACUCCAACGCCAACAACCACGCCACUUCUUCCACUACGAAUGCAACAUCGCGCCCGCUGAGCAUGCUUCGGCGCAGCACAUCCAAACAGAGUCUUUCUUCGAUGGAAGUUUCGUCGUCGUCCACCAGCAGCUCGUCCGCCGCCAGCGUCUUCAGUUCGGCCACGUCCCUCUCCCGCGACAGCGCCGCCGAUGAGCCGCCCACCACUCCGGCCACCUUGCACGCCCCGUUCGCCGCGUCCAAGGACAGCAAUAAGGCGCUACACAGCCAGAUCGAAGAUCUCCUGACCGCGCUGAGCGAGCUGCAACGCAAUCACGCACUGUUGACCAGUCAAUUGCAGCGCGAGCGAGAAGAGCGCGAGGAGGAUCGGCGCGCCGUGCGCAGCUUACUGGAUGGCCUGCGCAGGCGCGCCAGCGUCGCCAACGGCGAAACGCCGCCUGAUGAGGAAGCGACGUCGCAGCCCGAGCCGACGGCCGAACAGCUUUCGGAUUUGUUGACGCUCGUCGAGGAGCGAUUCUCCGCCGACCCGCCGCCGUCUGAUCCCGAGACGAAGACGCAACUCCGAGAAGAAAUUUCGCGUUUGAAAGAUGACAUCGCCGCCGAGCGCGCGCGCUGCAAGGAUCUCGACCGUCGCGUGCAGGAACUUGAGCAAGAAGUAUCGUCGAUGCGCGAACAGCUUCGCGAAAGCCAUGCGCACGUGAGAAAUAUGCACCAGGAAAAGAUGCGGUUAGAGCGACAGAUCCACACCAUGCGGCUGCGCGCCUCGGACAGCGGGACAUCAGGCUCGUCUGGGACGUCAGAAUGGUUCCCGACCCUAGGCCGCAGCAGCACCAGCGGCAGCACAAGCAGUAACACGUCAGGCCUGCGCGAGCUGAAGCUGGCUAGGAGCCGGUCGAUCCCGUCGCAGGGUGUGACCGUGCCGUCGACGAAGAGGGCAUCCUCGCUGACGGUCCAGCAGCGUAAGAAGAGCAGCGAGUCGUUGGUCUCGCUGGCGGCGACGUCCUCUGUUGCGGGAGUGACGACGUCCUCUUCUGCUCCGGCGGUGCAGCCGACUUCGGAGCAGGACGCGCUACUGCUAGAGCUGGCGCAGGCGAAGGCUGCUGAGGCCGUCGCGAAGCAGGAGUUGGAGGAGGUUAGGAGGCAGUUAGAGCAGUUGAAGCGGGAGGUGCAGACGCAUAAUCAUGGUGGUGCUGGUAAUGGUGUUGGUGUUGGUGUUGGCGGGGGACUGUUUGGGCGGUUGACAGGAUCGAGUAGUAUGGCGAGUGUGGCGACGAGCUGGGGCGAGCAGAGUCCUAAAGGGACGACGGUCUUGUCAGGUGGUGGGGGGACGGGAGGGGGAGGAGGUGGGGGGGUUUUGGGGGUGGAGGAGUGCUCCGGUUGGCAAGAUUCGCUUCCCGCCAAGCACAUAAAACUCCACCGCGCUACCGCGGCCAAGGCUAAGAACGGCGUCAUCAAUCAACCUCUUGCAGCGGCGCUAGCGUUGUGA
Molecule: messenger RNA, 3135 nt
Organism: Thermochaetoides thermophila DSM 1495
Lineage: Eukaryota; Fungi; Ascomycota; Sordariomycetes; Sordariales; Chaetomiaceae
Exons: 4
Coding region: 1-3135 (1044 amino acids)
Source: RefSeq, a predicted model, not a curated record